AUGAAAACACUCUCAGAAGAUACUAUUUUUGUGCAGUAUCUCAAACGAUUUUUCAGGUUAACUGGCAGAAAUGUUACAGCUAAGCCGUAUUUCUUCAUUUUCAUCUCUUUAUUUGUUACCGUGAUGUGCUCCUCUUCUAUUUUGUUAACUAAAAUGACUAAUGAUGUGACUGAUUUUACGCCAAAAAAUGCACGAUCUCUCAAAGAAUUGAAAAUUUACAAUGAUUUUUUUGGCCAUGAAGGCUACCCGGUUGUAGUUUUCGUGUUUAUAACUGCUAAGGACGGCAGUUCUAUGCUAGGCGUCUCUCAGCUCAACGAAACUGUUCAGUUACUUGAUUCAAUUGCCAAUGACGUGGAAAUAAGAGAUGAACAAAUAAAUAGAACAUUAGUUUUUUCACAGUUCUGCACCAGUUUUUGUGAAGUGAAUGAACCAAUACGGAAUAUCUACAAUGGUCUUUUGAUAAAUGAACAGUACAAUGGAACUUCGGCGCAAAUCGAUCUUGCUUAUCCAGUAAGCACCAUUCUCGGUCAAAGAUUUCGUAUCGAUGACAAUUUCUUUGGAGUACAAAUCGGGAAACGGAAUAUUUUGCUGGAUACUCGCUUGGUGUUAUUGCAAUUCCGAGCUAUACUUCAAGGUAAUAUUGAUAAUAAUAACGCUGAACGAUACGAAAUGGCAGUCACUAAUUUCAUACAAAAAAACUUCACAUCAAGUAUAAUUAGUGCUGUUACAAUGUCAUCAUCAUUUAUAACUGCUGAAAUUGUCCAUGCCGGCCUGAGUUUACUACCAUUCACUGCAAUCGGAUUUGUCAUCAUGUGCAUAUUUUCCACUGUAACAACAAUUAUUAGUUCUAUGCUGCUUUCUCAAUUUCGUUAUUUCAAGAUAGUAACAGCGAUAGCAGCUUGUGUAUCGCCACUUCUAGCCUGCAGUACAGCUCUUGGUCUUCUGCUAUGGUGCGGUUUACGAUUCGGUUCUAUCUUGUGCGUGACACCGCUCUUAGUCCUGGCCAUUGGUGUGGAUGACGCCUUUAUGAUGAUGAAUUACUGGCAACAGACUUAUCAUCAGUACCGUUUCUUCACUUAA
This is a messenger RNA of Loa loa (African eye worm), 1080 nucleotides long. RefSeq lists its product as hypothetical. Gene Ontology annotation, cellular component: cytoplasmic vesicle membrane; plasma membrane. NCBI's taxonomy places the organism in Eukaryota, Metazoa, Nematoda, Chromadorea, Rhabditida, Onchocercidae. The transcript has 8 exons. Bases 1 to 1080 code for a protein of 359 amino acids. The record is from RefSeq and is a predicted model, not a curated record. Gene Ontology annotation, biological process: endocytosis; molting cycle, collagen and cuticulin-based cuticle.